AGAGAGAGAGAGAGAGAGAGAGAGAGAGAGAGAGAGAGAGAGAGAGAGAGAGAGAGAGAGAGAGAGAGAGAGAGAGAGAGAGAGAGAGAGAGAGAGAGAGAGAGAGAGAGAGAGAGAGAGAGAGAGAGAGAGAGAGAGAGAGAGAGAGAGAGAGAGAGAGAGAGAGAGAGAGAGAGAGAGAGAGAGAGAGAGAGAGAGAGAGAGAGAGAGAGAGAGAGAGAGAGAGAGAGAGAGAGAGAGAGAGAGAGAGAGAGAGAGAGAGAGAGAGAGAGAGAGAGAGAGAGAGAGAGAGAGAGAGAGAGAGAGAGAGAGAGAGAGAGAGAGAGAGAGAGAGAGAGAGAGAGAGAGAGAGAGAGAGAGAGAGAGAGAGAGAGAGAGAGAGAGAGAGAGAGAGAGAGAGAGAGAGAGAGAGAGAGAGAGAGAGAGAGAGAGAGAGAGAGAGAGAGAGAGAGAGAGAGAGAGAGAGAGAGAGAGAGAGAGAGAGAGAGAGAGAGAGAGAGAGAGAGAGAGAGAGAGAGAGAGAGAGAGAGAGAGAGAGAGAGAGAGAGAGAGAGAGAGAGAGAGAGAGAGAGAGAGAGAGAGACGUGACAAAUAGAGUUAGCCAAAAGUGUAAUGCACGGGAGAUGUCGAGUAGCGUAUGUCUGGUCACAUAUUGGUGACAAAGAGCUGAGUAUGCAAAGAUUCGAGGUCAAGAGUCAAGAGUCACCAGGACACAAGGUCUGGUCGUCACGGAAUGCAAAAUAUGAUAGUGGCUUUAAUGAAUAUAUCGAGUCACCGCCAGGGAGGACUGCAUCUGGCUACUCCCCUGCCGCCGCAAUGUUUCUGUAUUGCUACUGA
Portunus trituberculatus (swimming crab) is the source of this 837-nucleotide messenger RNA. RefSeq names its product RNA-binding protein 25-like. Lineage: Eukaryota; Metazoa; Arthropoda; Malacostraca; Decapoda; Portunidae. The transcript has 4 exons. The record is from RefSeq and is a predicted model, not a curated record. The annotation marks the transcript as partial.